AUGGCACGGCACGGCACUGCAGCUAAUCUCUCCUUCACCGUCGAUUCUGCAUCCGAAGACGAAUCUAUCGACGAGCUGAACGCCUUCCCGACCCCCGAUUCAAACACCGAAAACAAAGCGCCAACGCGCAAACCGCGUGGAAAAGUCGCGCAAAUGGCGAAACCUGCAGUUGCGACAAAGGCUGCAGUGAAAGCAAAGACAACAACGCGUCGUGCGAGUGGGAACAGCGUGCUCGGCGCAAAGAAGCAAGGCGCAGCUGUUGCGAAGAAGACGGGUGCCCGCGGUGGUCGCAACGCGCUUGCUGAGCGACCAAACAACAAUGGGAACGAGACAGAAGAGGUGGACGAGUUUGAUGUUGAGGAAGAACCCAUUGCGCCCGUAGAGCACAAGACGACAAGGCGGGGUCGACCUGCCACGAAAGCGAGGGCCGCACAGGAGGAAGCAGAACUUGCAAAAGAACCAGGCCCGAGGAAGAGAGGCCGAAAAGCGGUAGAGAAGGAACAUGCGCCCAAGAAAGAGGCCAAGCCGAAGGCAGCAGCGAAAUCCAGGGCUACCAAACAUGUACAUGCUGAAGCCGACGCGACUAUUCUAGAGACACAGCCUGAGCAUGAACCUGAGCUGAUGGAGUUCGAGCCGUCAAUAGAAAUUGAGGAGGUGCCUGAAAGCAUGCCAGACCCACCAAAGCCGGCUCCGCGGUGUGCGCGACAGACCUCCAGAACUACGCGGCAGGCAUCAGCCGGCCCGAGACGAGCAGGAAGCGCUUCGGAUACAGAGCGCGACCCGGUGUUAAGGCGCAAGGUUGGCGACCUCAUUCAGAAGCUUGAGGCUAUGUCAGUCAAAUACGAAAACCUCAAGGAGGCAGCAACAUCGGGCAGAGAGUCGAACUUCGAUCAGCUCAAGAGAAAGUCCGAGCAAACAGGAAAGGAUCAAGAUGCAGUGAUCCAGGCGCUCAAGCAACAGAUAGCUGAAUUGCAGUCACGGACCGCCGAAACUGCCGCUCUGAGGAAAGACCUCGCCAAGGCAGAGAAAGAGAACGCUCGCCUAUCGGUAGAGCACCAGAAAAUGAAUGAGUCCCUUACUGCGGCGUACAAAGAGAAGGAGACGCUCUCGACGAAACUUGCAGCUGCGCGAUCUAUAGCCCCGCCGGAGACUAAGAACGUGCCAGGAAGCGCGGUCAAGGCUCGAUCAGCAGGCGUUGUGCUACCGGGCCAAAUAGAAGCCGCUAAAAAGGCGGUAUUCCAGGACCAGAAGGUGGAGCUCUACAGCGACUUGACCAACUUGUUGGUGAUGAGCGUGAAGAAGAGUGAGGAGGGUGACGAUGUUUACGACUUAAUACAGACUGGUCGCAAUGGGACUCUUCACUUCCAGCUCUCCGUCAUGACUGAGGGCGACUCGUACAACGAGCAUGAAUUCGUUUACCAGCCUCUCUUGGACGAGCAACGUGACAGGGAGCUUAUUGAGCUGCUACCGGAUUACCUCACCGAGGAGAUCAGCUUCCCACGCGCUCAGGCGCCGAAGUUUUAUACGAAGGUGGUGGACUCCAUGUCCAAGAAGAUCAUUCUCGAGGAGGAUUAG
This is a messenger RNA of Didymosphaeria variabile, 1575 nucleotides long. RefSeq lists its product as uncharacterized. The transcript has 3 exons. The record is from RefSeq and is a predicted model, not a curated record. The coding region runs from base 1 to 1575 and encodes 524 amino acids. Lineage: Eukaryota; Fungi; Ascomycota; Dothideomycetes; Pleosporales; Didymosphaeriaceae. Gene Ontology annotation, molecular function: protein binding; microtubule site clamp. Gene Ontology annotation, cellular component: chromosome, centromeric core domain; mitotic spindle; monopolin complex. Gene Ontology annotation, biological process: meiotic sister chromatid segregation; homologous chromosome segregation; attachment of mitotic spindle microtubules to kinetochore.